CGCCGCGAGGACAUGGAGCAUUUAGAGGAGCGUUGUCUUCCGAAAUAAUUCAUGAUUCCGUUGCGGGACGAAGCAGAACAAGAGGAUCGAAAUCCGCGGUGCCAAGAAGAAGAAGAACAAGAAGAAGAAGAAGAAACAGAAGAAGAAGAGGGAGAGGAGGAAGAGGAGGAGGGGGGACAGUUUUUGAUGGAGUUGUGUGCGCUUAUGCCGCUGAUAUUUCUCCAUUACGCGCAGGACUAGUUGACCGUCACCAUGUUUGACUGCAUGGACGUGCUGAGUCCCGGGCAGAUGUUGGAUUUCUACACCUCGAGCCCGUCCUCGUGCAUGCUGCAGGAAAAAGCUCUGAAAGCCUGCAUCAGCGGACUGCACGCGCACAGAGAGUGGCAGCACCGCCGGAGCGCGCACUCCAUUGAGACGCAGAGCACCAGUUCUGAGGAGCUCGUCCCCAGCCCCCCCUCACCACCGCCCCCCCCAAGAGUCUACAAGCCCUGCUUCGUCUGUGAGGACAAGUCCUCGGGAUACCACUAUGGAGUCAGCGCCUGUGAGGGCUGCAAGGGGUUUUUCCGGCGUAGCAUCCAGAAGAACAUGGUGUACACGUGUCACCGGGACAAAAACUGUAUCAUCAACAAGGUGACGAGGAACCGCUGUCAGUACUGCCGCCUGCAGAAGUGCUUCGGAGUGGGGAUGUCCAAAGAGUCUGUUCGAAACGACCGCAAUAAGAAGAAGAAGGAGAGUCCGAAGCCGGAGCCGACGGAGAAUUACGAGCUGACGGCCGAGCUGGAAACCAUCAUCGAGAAGAUCAGAAAGGCCCAUCAGGAAACCUUCCCCUCCCUCUGCCAGCUGGGAAAAUACACCACGAACUCGAGUGCGGACCACCGUGUGCGGCUGGACCUCGGUCUGUGGGAUAAAUUCAGUGAAUUGGCCACAAAGUGCAUUAUAAAGAUCGUGGAGUUUGCCAAACGAGUUCCUGGCUUCACGGCGCUCACCAUCGCCGACCAGAUCACUCUCCUGAAGGCCGCCUGCCUCGACAUCCUGAUCCUGCGCAUCUGUACGCGCUACACCCCGGAUCAGGACACCAUGACCUUCUCCGACGGCCUGACUCUGAACCGGACUCAGAUGCACAACGCUGGCUUCGGCCCGCUCACAGACCUCGUCUUCACCUUCGCUCACCAGCUGCUGCCCAUCGAGAUGGACGACACGGAGACAGGGCUACUGAGCGCCAUCUGCCUCAUCUCCGGAGACCGCCAGGACCUGGAGGAACCCUCUAAAGUGGACGAGAUGCAGGAGCCUCUUCUUGAAGCUCUGAAGAUCUACGUGAGGAAGAGGAGGCCGAGCAAACCUCACAUGUUCCCCAAAACCCUGAUGAAGAUCACCGACCUGCGGAGCAUCAGCGCUAAAGGCGCAGAGCGGGUCAUCUCUCUGAAGAUGGAGAUUCCCGGUUCGAUGCCGCCGCUCAUCCAGGAGAUGCUGGAGAACUCGGAGGGUCAGGACGGGUCGAGCGGCGGGGAAAAGAGCUCCGGGGGCGGGAAGAAAGGAGGGAAGAAGGGCAAGAAAAACAGCGGGAAGAGCAGCAGCAAGGGCGGCAAGAAGAAGAGCGAAACUCCGGCUAAAGAGGAAGAGGAGGAGGAGGAAGAAACCCCUCGGAGAAACGAAACUCCCAACGAAAAAACCGCGGAAUCGCCGGAGUUUCCGGACACCGAAGAGGCUUUUCCGCCCGGAGACAAGUCCUAAGAAAAGGCUCUUUCUGACUUUCCUUUGCCCAGAAAGGAGCAUCCUAGCAAGGCUUCCCCUCCUUCUCCCCCCUCCCUGCUAGGUAUCUUUACUUCUAUUUCCCCCCUUAAAAAGAAGACUCGUGUGAAUCAUUUGGACUCGGUGUUUUGGACGAAGAAGUAAGAGAAGAUUCUCCUCAGGUCUCCUGUGUAAACCCUAAUGCAUGAUGGGAGAUUGUCGGCACACACGUUGUAAAUACCAUCGGACGGUUAGGAGUCUCUGUUUCUAUGAUGGAUUUUGUGGUGCUUUUUAAUCAUUGUCUUAAAUAUUAUCUUCGAGGCGAGCGGGACGGACAGCUAUUGGAGAAGUUAUCUAGAAUGUUAUUGCAUAUAGACAUUACGGAAUAUUUUAUAUUUGUUGCUAUAUUUAAAAAAACGUUUUUUCGUCUUUUCUAACACGUCAUGAAUCCGCCAGAAUGCAAAGCUCCUCUCGAGCUCAACAACAGCCUUCGAUACGCACUCAUCAGAGUUCAGAGAAAUGAACGGCUGUGAUCUUUGUUAACCUUUAACCUUUAACCCCGACCAUGAUCCAACUCUAACUGUGUCGCACUUUAUUAUCACCGUCUGGUCGGUUAGGAGGUUAAACAAACCGAUGCUACGCUAACUAAUCCGGUUAGCUCGUCUCCACUGAAGGGUCUGCGUUAGUCCUGAUCUGAGUUACAGCGUGAUGACUUGUUCCGUGGAAAGAUGAGCGAUACCAGGGAAAGGAAUCAAUUCGAGAAUACUGAGGAACACAGUUCAAACGGACGUCAUGCACUUACAUGAUUGACCUGAAUAAAUCAUGACCAAAACCUUAAAAAAAAAUGAACUAAACUGUAGUUUUUUACAGCAUUUUUGUGGCUUUUACGUCUCAAAUUUGUUUUCUUAAUUACUAGAAAUGCUAUGUUUUGAUUUUGAGAUCUCAGAAAUGAUUUUGAUGAUUAUAGUCUUAUAAAACCUCUACAAAGAGGAGCGGUCGUUACCAGGGAAAGGAAUCAGAGGAAUUAGAGAAUACUGAGGAACACAGUUCAAACGAACGUCAUGCACUUACAUUACUGAUGUUAAAACCUGGAUAAAUAGCGAACAAAACGUUCAGAAAAAGAACUCAAAUGUAGUUUUUACGCAGCAUUUGUGUUGCUUUUCUGUCACACACAAAUAGGUUCUAU
This is a messenger RNA of Trematomus bernacchii (emerald rockcod), 2914 nucleotides long. Its product is annotated as retinoic acid receptor beta-like. The record is from RefSeq and is a predicted model, not a curated record. Gene Ontology annotation, biological process: retinoic acid receptor signaling pathway; regulation of transcription by RNA polymerase II; cellular response to corticotropin-releasing hormone stimulus. Gene Ontology annotation, molecular function: RNA polymerase II cis-regulatory region sequence-specific DNA binding; nuclear glucocorticoid receptor binding; zinc ion binding. Lineage: Eukaryota; Metazoa; Chordata; Actinopteri; Perciformes; Nototheniidae. Gene Ontology annotation, cellular component: transcription regulator complex; nucleus.